Molecule: messenger RNA, 1137 nt
Organism: Hemibagrus wyckioides
Lineage: Eukaryota; Metazoa; Chordata; Actinopteri; Siluriformes; Bagridae
Gene: esd
Product: esterase D/formylglutathione hydrolase
Exons: 9
Coding region: 151-999 (282 amino acids)
Biological process (GO): formaldehyde catabolic process
Cellular component (GO): cytosol
Molecular function (GO): S-formylglutathione hydrolase activity
Source: RefSeq, a predicted model, not a curated record
GCAAACACGCCGUGCCGCGACGUCGUGACGUCAGUGGGGAAACUCUGAACCUUGUUGACACCAGCGUCAAGACAGGAGCUGCAGGAGUAAUAAAUCUGAUCUGCCCACAAGUUUGUUAGGAACAAAAUCAGAGAAAAAAAAGGGCAAGCCAUGGCGUUAACGCAGGUGUCGUCCAAUAAGUGCUGCGGUGGAUACCAGAAAGUGUUCGAGCACGACAGCUCCGAACUAAAGUGCAAGAUGAAAUUUGGCAUCUAUCUUCCUCCUAAGGCUGAAAGUGGCAAAUGCCCAGUGCUGUAUUGGCUGUCCGGACUAACAUGCACUGAGCAGAAUUUUAUUACUAAAUCAGGAAGCCAGCGUGCUGCUUCUGAGCAUGGCAUCAUCAUCGUCACCCCGGAUACAAGCCCACGUGGCUGCAAUAUUGAAGGAGAAGACGAAAGCUGGGAUUUUGGAACAGGAGCUGGUUUUUAUGUCGACGCUUCACAGGAGCCAUGGAAGACCAACUAUCGCAUGUAUUCUUAUGUCACCGAAGAGCUGCCACGUUUAAUAAACUCUAAUUUCCCUGUUGAUCCGGAGAAGAUGUCCAUCUCGGGCCAUUCUAUGGGUGGUCACGGCGCUCUUAUCUGUGCACUGAAGAAUCCUGGGAAAUACAAGGCAGUUUCUGCUUUUGCCCCAAUCUGUAACCCAAUGCAGUGCGCUUGGGGACAAAAGGCUUUUUCCGGCUACCUGGGACCCGAAAAGUCCACCUGGGAGGCAUAUGAUGCCACAGUAUUGGCUGCCUCGUACUCCGGUCCUGAAUUGGACAUUUUGAUUGACCAGGGCCGUGAUGACCAGUUUCUGUCAGCCAGUCAGCUGCUUCCUGAUAAUCUGAUUGCUGCCUGUUCUGAAAAGAAAAUCCCUGUCGUGUUUCGACUUCAGCAGGGCUAUGACCACAGCUAUUACUUUGUGUUCUCGUUCAUCGAUGACCACAUCAAGCACCAUGCAAAGUAUUUGAAUGCAUAAGACCGAUCAGAAAACCAGCAGCGUGCUCCUUUCACAUCACCACUUUUCAUAACAAUAAUGAAAAAAAAAUUAUGUAGUGAUGAAAGUCUUCAGUCUGCCAUGUCUUUCAGGUUUAACAAAUAAAAACUUUUGAACAAG